CCGAAAGGGUAGGUUAUUUUUUUAAAGGGCAUGUAAUCCAACCAUGUUUUUAAAUGCAUUUCUGUGCAGAGAUGAUAUCUAUAGAUACAGUCUGUUUAACAUAGAUUCUUUCUGGUUAUUAAAGUAAUACUUGCUUUGGUAAACUAUUUCUGGAACCGGAGAGGGGACCUUUAUAACCUGACCGCCCUCGUGUUAACAAGGGGUGGUCGCCUGGCAGUGGGAUUACACCUGUAUCAUCUGUAUUUAUUGAGUUUAUUUGAACAGGCAUGUAAAACCUUGACAGUAAGGAAAAAUAAGGGUAUUGGUAAAAGUAUACUGUUUUAUAAACUGGCUAGUUAUUUCAUGGGUGUGUAUCCUCUCUAAUUAGACUUCAGGAAAAGAUCAGUGACAGCAUCGAUUCAAUGAGUGAAUGCAUUCUGAGAAUUCUUUUUUUUUUUGUUUUAAUGUUUAUUUAUUUAUUUUGAGAGAGAGAGGGAGAGAGAGAAUCCCAAGCAGGCUCUGUGCUGGGCUGUCAGCGCAGAGCCUGACCCGGGGCUCGAUCCCGUGACCGUGAGACCAUGACCUGGGCCCAAAUCCAGAGUUGGAUGCUUAACUGAGCCACCCAGGCGUUGCUGAAUUCUGAGAAUUUUUGAGAAGUAGGACUGUGUGGCCUAUGGUAGGGCCUCGUAAAGGGGUGGAGCCUGCUUCUCAGCUGUCUGAGAAAGUGAACAGGGCCACCCUACCUGAGAGAGGAAGAAGCAGGUCUCAGGCUCAGUGAGCCCCUCACACCAUCCUUCCAUCAGCCCCCCGCACCCCCCCCCCCAGGAUGGGGAACAGAGGCCAGGAGGGCUCAUAGGACUUACUCGUGGUCACUAAGCUGGAGGUGGCCAAGCCAGGGUUUGAACCUGGGGCUGCCUCACGCCAGAGCCUCCCCUGAACCACUCCUGGGUCAGAGCGCAGCUGGACUCCAUGGACUUCUUCAGCAUGGGUCCCACUGUGGCCCUCAGAACCUGCUGGCAGCUCUGACCAGACCGAGAUGCUGACACAGACCUUGGGGUAUUAAUAGCCCCAAUCUGGGCUAGGCUUCUCUUCCCCUCCUGAGGCCAGCCCAGGUCAUGGGCCCCACGCAGGGAGAGGGAGAUGCGUGCCCUGGUGGAGGACUGAGCGAGUGUGCCCAGGUCCCUGCUGUCUGAGGGAUCCGUGUCUGGACGCCCUCCUGUUCCACCCCAGGGGCUGGCUUGGGAGUUGAACCUCCACCCUUUUGGGCUGCUUGGCUGGAGGCCUUCAUGCCUCUGAGCCUCAGCUUCCUCAUCUGUAAAAUGGGGGUGGUAUCACAGCUUCACAGAAAGGCUGGUUAUGGGGCGCGAAGGAGCUAGAGCACACAGCUCAGUACAUUGCCCGCCACCCACGCAUUCCGAGCACAUCUGCAUGUGUAGCUGUCCAGGAGCCAGGAUGAGGCAGCCCGGGUCAUCAGUGCUCCACCCAAGAGGCUGGGACGCCACCCAGUCUGGAACAUCGUCUUCUGUGGCUGCGUGAUCUGAAUGGAACAGUCUGGAAGAAGGAUGCCGGGGAGUCUGCAAGGGACCCCGGACUGAGGGCUCCUGGAGUCUGCCUUCGCACCAACCAGCUGCUGCGGAGAAGGCAGGGAGGCAGGGAGUGGUGGCGGGAUCCCCGGGCGGCUCCAGUCUUCGGGGAGAAGGCCUCCCAGCCCGGCUGGCACCGGCCCUCGUGGCGCGAGGCGUCACCAUGCCAGCCUCCCAGAGCCGCGCCCGGGCCCGGGACCGCAACAACGUCCUCAACAGAGCUGAGUUCCUGUCCCUGAACCAGCCCCCCAAGGGCACCCCGGAGCCCCGCAGCUCGGGCAGGAAGGCCCCGGGCCCCUCGGCGCAGCCCCCGUCCCCUGGCGAUGGGGCCCGCGAGAGGCGCCAGUCACAGCAGCUGCCCGAGGAGGACUGCAUGCAGCUGAACCCCUCCUUCAAGGGCAUCGCCUUCAACUCCCUGCUGGCCAUUGACAUCUGCAUGUCCAAGCGGCUGGGGGUGUGUGCCGGCCGUGCCACGUCCUGGGCCAGCGCCCGCUCCAUGGUCAAGCUCAUUGGCAUCACAGGCCACGGCAUCCCCUGGAUCGGGGGUACCAUCCUCUGCCUGGUGAAGAGCAGCACACUGGCCGGCCAGGAGGUGCUCAUGAACCUGCUCCUGGCCCUGCUCCUGGACAUCAUGACGGUGGCCGGCGUGCAGAAACUCAUCAAGCGCCGCGGCCCGUUCGAGACGAACCCCAGCCUCCUGGACUACCUCACCAUGGACGUGUACGCCUUCCCCGCUGGGCACGCCAGCCGCGCGGCCAUGGUGUCCAAGUUCUUCCUCAGCCACCUGGUGCUGGCCGUGCCCCUGCGCGUCCUGCUGGUACUCUGGGCCUUCUGCGUGGGCCUGUCGCGCGUGAUGAUCGGACGGCACCACAUCACGGACGUCAUCUCGGGCUUCGUCAUCGGCUACUUCCAGUUCCGCCUGGUGGAGCUGGUCUGGAUGUCCUCCAACACCUGCCAGAUGCUCAUCUCCGCCUGGUGAGCCGCCUGCUCGGGGCUCCGGGAGCCGAGAGAGGAGGCAGGCGCGGCGGCCGACCGGCGGCCUCACGUCCCCCGUCGCGGUUGGAGGCUGGCGACCGCGGCCGGGCCGCCCGGAGGCUCGGUGCGGCCGGCAGGGGCGGGUGCCCUCUGCCCCUUGGCCUGGACCGCGCGAGUCCUCUCUGGGCCACGCUUUGCUUCCGCCACGGAGAAGGCAGGCGAGAACUAAAGGUGGCGGGAGCGGGGCCGGGUCUUGUCCCGUCCCUCGGUCGCCGUCACGACCGCUGAGUGCUUGGCUGUGCCCGCCGUGCCCACAGCACGAUGCCUGGCAGAGCGCCCCCCCCCCCCCACCCACCGCCCAGCACAGGUGCCACUGCCAUUAACGGUCAUCGGUAGCUCAGGGCAGCACUUUCCGAAGGGCGCCCUGCCGGAUGCCAGCCUGCAAGACGCUUUGGGAAGGAAAAGGGUUUUGUGGUCAAAUAAACUUGGGCAAUGCCGCGCACCGUGCCCCCGUGCCGGACAUUCACGAGGGCCGUUGUCGCCACAAAGGCUCUGACAAGUCCUGUGCAAAUGCUUCCUGUCAAACUCCGUGUGUCCUCAGCGCAUUUGACCACAGACCCCUUUUCUCGAGGAACAGCUACUAACCCCCAAAGAACCGCCAUCUCCUCAAGCGCGUUUUGGGAGAGGCCGCCCGGGAGCCGGAGGGCCUGAGGCACGCGUGGGCCUCUCCCAGCGCCUGCGCGCAGAGCUCACGGCCGCGGGCAUCGGUGCCGCUUUGGCCCCCAGGGGCCGGACUCCAUGUGACCUGAUAGGUCGUUUCCAAGUACCCAUCAUGGAUGUGCAUUUCAUGUGACAAUACAA
Prionailurus viverrinus (fishing cat) is the source of this 3398-nucleotide messenger RNA. It is a transcript of the gene PLPP7, whose product is annotated as phospholipid phosphatase 7 (inactive). The coding region runs from base 1726 to 2541 and encodes 271 amino acids. Lineage: Eukaryota; Metazoa; Chordata; Mammalia; Carnivora; Felidae. Gene Ontology annotation, molecular function: sphingosine-1-phosphate phosphatase activity. The record is from RefSeq and is a predicted model, not a curated record. Gene Ontology annotation, cellular component: nuclear envelope. The transcript is spliced from 3 exons.